Messenger RNA from Planococcus citri (citrus mealybug), 1828 nucleotides. RefSeq lists its product as uncharacterized. The coding region runs from base 212 to 1405 and encodes 397 amino acids. The record is from RefSeq and is a predicted model, not a curated record. NCBI's taxonomy places the organism in Eukaryota, Metazoa, Arthropoda, Insecta, Hemiptera, Pseudococcidae. The transcript has 2 exons.
CUAAGCUUAUCAAAAUACGAAAAUUGAUAAAAAUUAUUAGGCUACUUCGUUUAAUUCAAAACCUCACCAACACAUGCUUCAUGAUUUCUAAUAUAAAUGUGUUUUUAAUUACUGAUUAUUUUCAAAAUACAUUUAACGUUGGCAAAUUUGUUCUCACAGAUGCGCAUAAAAUAUGAAAAAUAUUAAAUUAGGCGAUAUUCAAUAAUUUAAAAUGAAAAUAUCAUCAUGCAGCUUGGCUCUGCUAAUUUUUGUCAUUUUUUCAAUCAAAAACCAUAACGCUUAUCCAUUUUGGAAUUUGAACCAAACACAAUCAUCAAGCUCUACAUUGCGUUCCAUCCUGACGUAUGAUCCAAUCACCGAUACAACUACAAAAUCUACGCCGCAAAAUGAAAUUCCCAAGUACGAUUCUUUUAGUGAUGAAUUUACAACUUCAACGCCUGACAAUGAAACCACGACGUACAAUUCCUUUACCGACUUCGCCGAUAAAUCUACAACUUCGACACGAUUCAGGGAAAUCCUGAGAUAUUAUCCUUACACCGAUAAAUCUACAACUUCGAUACAAUUCAAGGAAAUCUUAAGAUACGAUCCCUUCAUCGAUAACUCAACAACAUCGACACCGACCCGAGAAAUCCUAAGAUAUAGGGCUUUUACCGAUGAAUCAACAACAUCAACUCCUUACAGAGAAACCUCGGCAUACGAUCCUUUCACAUAUAAAUCAACGAUUUCGACUCUUGUUGGCCAGCAAUCCCAACGAAAUCGUUACAAUUUCAAACAUCGGUUCCGAAAUCCAGUCAUUGCAAUUACUGUGCCAGUGAAGAUGAGUUCUCAUCGAGUAUUCAAGAGACCCAUCAAGUCGGCAAAACCCGUAACCGAUUUCAAAUCGGACGAUGCAUACAAAUCAUUGAAGGAAUACGCGUACAUCGACACGCCAUUAAACAGCACGCCGAUGGUUCAUUUGAAUAUAACCUUGCCAAAGAUGGUUUUGGAAGGAAAAGCUCAACGGCUAGCGAGUCCUUACAUAAUUCGAAUAACGUUGGCUAGAAAAAUGGCGCCUAGAAGCAACGUAACGCUUCCUAGUCGGGGUUUUCUCAGGAUAGUUGGUUCACCAGUGAAUAUGUUACAAGAUGGAAAUUUAGCUAUGGUUAUAGGUAAGAUUGCGAAUCAAAUCGGUAACGCUUACAAUAUGUCUGGCAAAGAUAUUCAAGGAAUGCGUCACGUAAUAGUCAUGGGACCAGGAGGGCAGAUGGUAAACAGACGUGCUACUCCACCGAAAACAACAACUGUACUGACUUCUCCCAUCGUGAUGACUGCACGAUUACGUAUCCGUCCCAAUUGUACUCUUCCAAAAAUAACAGAUCAAAUUAUUUAUUUCGAAGAUUAUACUAAGUACUUUGAAUUAUAUUGAACGCCGUUGGCUUUCGAAGAAAUGCCCCGCCAAAUAACGAGAGCUACUUUAAUUGGCGAAAUGACCGAAACCCAAUCUUCGAUUUUUUUUUCAGAAUACCUACGAUAGUAUUAAAAACAUUUUACAUAAUUAUAAAUGGAUUUGUAUAAUAAUAAAUGCAAAUCAUGCUGCCAAGUCAUUCGUUCCCAGAACUCAGAAAAGGGUAGCGUAGUUUUGAAUGAUUAUGAAAAAAAAAAAGGAUGUCCCAUAAUACAGAUAGGUACUUGGUGGUAAAUUGAACUUGAAAAAAAAUUUAAUUCAGCCUCAUUCUAAGCAGGUCUAAGUGUAUCAUGCAUGGCAAGCAGAAUGAUAUCAAAAACGAUUUUUUCAUUAAUUUUAAGUUUGAACUGUUCUUUCCUUACAAUACAUUUUUCACUACGCGAA